AUGUUUAACAUCAUUGAUUUGUGCUCUUCACCACCACCUGGCACACCCCUACCCCUCAAGACGAGCUACAACCCUCGCGCUGGUCGCAUACAAGGGCAACCCCUCUCACAUGCACAACACCUGCCAUCCCGCUGCAUGCCCCUUCCCUUCAACAGGGAUGGAGGUGGGCUCGCAAACAAACAAUGCAACGAGCACCAAGGCUGGAGGAGUGGGAGGAGCAGGCAGGUAUACGAGCUCAGGCACAGUGAGUAUGAGGGGCAAACCCACAAGAUAUGUGGUCUCACGGUUUCCCUUGUGAUGCCCACUCAACCCCCUCUCCUGUACCCCAUCCCAGGGCAAUCGGCGUUGUCUGUGCCACCACAGACGACGCUGGUACACCCUCCCUCGAUAACUCAUGGUAACACCACCAUCGCUCAUUUUGCCCUUGCCAACACCGCCCGUUUCGCCCUCGGCCCUCAUCUCGCCCUUGCCAACACCGCUUGUCGCACCCUUGCCAACACCACCCAUUUCCCCCUGGCCACCACCCCUCAUCUCGCCCUCGCCCCUCACCCCUCAUCUCGCCCUCACUAA
Cyclocybe aegerita is the source of this 570-nucleotide messenger RNA. NCBI's taxonomy places the organism in Eukaryota, Fungi, Basidiomycota, Agaricomycetes, Agaricales, Hemipholiotaceae. The record is from the annotation of a GenBank genome assembly.